Molecule: messenger RNA, 1890 nt
Organism: Malaya genurostris
Lineage: Eukaryota; Metazoa; Arthropoda; Insecta; Diptera; Culicidae
Gene: CCT6
Product: T-complex protein 1 subunit zeta
Exons: 2
Coding region: 112-1707 (531 amino acids)
Biological process (GO): protein folding
Cellular component (GO): chaperonin-containing T-complex
Molecular function (GO): ATP-dependent protein folding chaperone; ATP binding; ATP hydrolysis activity
Source: RefSeq, a predicted model, not a curated record
UGUUGUUUUCAUCGUAUCGCAGAAACGGUAGCUCCCGUGGUUUUCUUUUCUUCGCAAAAUCCUUUCGUGUUCUGAUAGAGCUCUCGAAUUUUCCGUGAAUCGUCUGUGAAAAUGGCUUCAAUUAGUCUGCUUAAUCCAAAGGCCGAGUUUGCUCGCGCUGCUCAGGCCCUAGCCGUCAAUAUCGGUGCCGCAAAGGGUAUUCAAGAUGUGAUGAAAACCAAUCUGGGACCGAAAGGUACCAUGAAAAUGUUGGUCUCCGGUGCCGGUGACAUUAAAAUCACCAAAGACGGAAAUGUGCUGCUACACGAGAUGCAAAUUCAGCAUCCGACGGCUUCCCUUAUUGCCCGUGCCAGUACAGCGCAGGACGACAUGACUGGCGAUGGAACCACCUCGACGGUGUUGAUCAUCGGUGAGCUGCUGAAGCAGGCUGAUCUUUACAUAGCCGACGGAUUGCAUCCGCGAAUCUUGGCCGAAGGAUUCGACCAAGCUCGCCUGCAAGCACUGCAGAUCCUCGAUGAAAUGUCCUGUCCGAUCGAGGUUAACAGGGAAAGUUUACUGAGCAUUGCUCGCACUUCGUUGAGAACCAAGGUUCAUCCACAACUGGCGGAUUUAUUGACUGAGGUUUGCGUCGAUGCUGUACUGGCCAUUCGAACAGAGGGAAAACCGGUUGAUUUGCAUAUGGUCGAGCUUAUGGAGAUGCAGCAUAAGUCGGCUACCGAUACUCAGUUGGUGAAAGGAAUUGUCAUGGAUCACGGUUCCCGUCACCCGGACAUGCCAAAACGAUUGGAGAAUGCGUACAUUCUAACCUGCAAUGUUUCGCUGGAGUACGAAAAGAGCGAGGUCAAUUCCGGAUUCUUCUACAAAACUGCAGAGGAGCGAGAGAAGUUUGUUUUGGCCGAACGGGAAUUCAUCGAGGAACGUGUUAAGAAAGUGAUUGAACUGAAGCGUAAGGUUUGCGAAGGAACAAAUAAGACAUUUGUUGUCAUCAAUCAGAAGGGUAUCGAUCCGAUGUCGUUGGAUUUACUGGCCAAAGAAGGAAUCAUGGCUUUACGUCGUGCCAAGCGCCGCAACAUGGAGCGCUUAGCUUUGGCUUGCGGUGGAUUGGCCCUAAAUUCAUUCGAUAAUAUGGACGAAACUAGUCUUGGAUAUGCUGGGUUGGUGUACGAACAUGUGCUUGGGGAAACUAAGUACACAUUCGUGGAGGACUGCAAAAAUCCCCAGUCGGUGACGAUUCUGAUGAAAGGUCCAAACAAGUACACUCUAACGCAGAUCAAAGACGCCGUUCGGGAUGGUCUUCGUUCAAUUAACAAUGCCAUCGAGGAUCAAAAGCUGGUACCGGGAGCAGGUGCCUUCGAGGUGCGUAUUCACAACAAACUAAAGGAAUACGCCAAGGAUGUCAAGGGAAAAACACGCCUCGCAAUCCAAGCCUAUGCCGAUGCUUUGUUGGUCAUUCCCAAGGUGUUGGCCGUCAACAGCGGUUACGAUGCGCAGGACACCAUCGUACGUCUACAGGAAGAGAGCCGUUUGAGUGGUGACCCGAUUGGAUUGGACUUGUCCACGGGGGAACCAAUGAAACCGGUCGAUCUGGGCGUUUAUGAUAAUUACAUUGUUAAGAAACAAAUUCUCAACUCAUGCACUGUCAUAGCAAGCAAUUUGCUUCUGGUGGAUGAGAUCAUGCGUGCCGGUAUGAGCAGCCUUAAAGGAUAAUUUUGCUCCCUUGUACUAAUGCGUAAACCAUACUAUGUAACGUGUUUCGUUUUCCACUCACCUAACAGCUAAUUUAAGGCACUUGGCACAUUCAAGAACUCCUAAUUCUUAUUAAUAUCGUUUAUGUCAGAAUCAUCCAACGGAAGUAACCAAUAAAGCUUUUACAACUUACUAGCUUCUAAA